CCUAAACCUGCCUAGUUUGCCACAAUUAAAUACCAUUUUGUUUCACCAAUACGGAAAAAAAUCUUCAUAUUCACAAGUUUAAUAAAAUGGAGGCGAAGACUUUUGGGCUCUUCUUUUUGCUGCUCAUUGUAUUGGCUUCACAAAAUGGAGGCGUGGAAGGUAGGGUGUGCAGAUCGCAGAGUCACCACUACAAGGGUUUAUGCUUGCGGGAUCACAACUGCGCUAUAGUUUGCCGGACCGAAGGUUUCUCCGGCGGAGACUGCGUCGGAUUCCGCCGCCGCUGCUUCUGCAGCAAGCGUUGCUAAACAUAAUAAUAAGAAAAAUUUGUAUUUUUAGUCCUUCAGUUAUACCAUGGUACAGAUUUAGUUCCUGAGUUAUGCGUGACCAUCUUUAACUCUUGAAAGACCAAAUUAGUCACAUUAUUAAGUGACAAAUUGGUGGUAGAAAUAGUUCUCGAUGGACUAAAAUCGUCAUUUCGUGCCUAACAUAAGCAUUAAAGAUGAUCACGCAUAUAAUUCAGGGCUAAAUUUGUACUAGGAAUAUAACUGAAGAACAAAAAAUGUGAUUUUACAUGAUGAUGAUGAUGAUGAUGAUGAUGAUGAUGAUGAUGCAUGUUUAGUUUAAUCCUGUCGUUCGGCCUGCUGGUUAAUUACGUAUUUGUGGCCUGGGCAUGCAUGAAGAAUAAAUUUUGAUGACGUAUUUGUGGCCUGGGCAUGCAUGAAGAAUAAAUUUUGAUGGCCACCUUUAAUUUGAUUGCCAUCUUACCAAUCUUUUAAUUUUUUAAGGGGUGGGUGUCAUCUUUUGACUUUAAGUUGUCGCGUACUGGUACAGCUUUAAUUUGUACCCGGCCUCACUUUUGGUGCUUUCUUAGUUCUGGUACUAUAUAUGCAACUCAAUUUCUCCCACUUUAUGAACUGCCCCUUUUCAUAAUAAUAAUAAUAAUGCAGUGUCACAUUCC
Molecule: messenger RNA, 958 nt
Organism: Ipomoea triloba (trilobed morning glory)
Lineage: Eukaryota; Viridiplantae; Streptophyta; Magnoliopsida; Solanales; Convolvulaceae
Product: defensin-like protein 1
Exons: 2
Coding region: 87-305 (72 amino acids)
Biological process (GO): defense response
Source: RefSeq, a predicted model, not a curated record